Messenger RNA from Heterobasidion irregulare TC 32-1, 579 nucleotides. RefSeq lists its product as uncharacterized. Bases 1 to 579 code for a protein of 192 amino acids. The transcript is spliced from 3 exons. The record is from RefSeq and is a predicted model, not a curated record. Lineage: Eukaryota; Fungi; Basidiomycota; Agaricomycetes; Russulales; Bondarzewiaceae.
AUGCUGCCCAGCGGCGUCGGCGUCAGCGCCAGUUAUGAGGCAGGAGCCGGCGGGACAGCGAGACCGAGACGUUCGACGUCGGAGGCUGCAGCACGGUCAAAAGCCAAAUUCAGCGUCGCAGCACAGCACAGCAGCACAGCGGGAUCGCCGUCCGCGCCACGCGCGAUGCCACCAGCAUGCGCGACGGAUCGUUCGACGGGAUCGCGCGCGUGCGACGGGGUCGCGGCGUGGCGGGGGACUGGAGACCUGGGGAGGGUCCGUGGCCAGGUCUGUGAGGGCGCGGGUGCGGGGCAGUGGGAUCGCAAGGCGGAGGCAGUUGGGGAGGGCCCCGCUGGCUGGCGAGGGCAGGGGCCAAUGGGCAGGGUGCCGCGAUCGAGCAGGGGCGGGGUCGGGAAGUGCCGCGGCUGGGCUGGAUGUGUCAGCGGAGGUGCGUCGGCCGCGGGGAGAGGACCGUCGGCAGGGGUGCGGCGGUGGGACGGGUCGGUCGAGGAGAGCGAUCGGGAGGCGGGUCGACUGCUGGAUCGAAGCGGAGGGGUGGCGCGAUCGAACGGGUUCGUUCGAGGGGAUCGCGACGCUUGA